This is a messenger RNA of Cavia porcellus (domestic guinea pig), 2040 nucleotides long. Its product is annotated as syncytin-1-like. The transcript is spliced from 2 exons. Lineage: Eukaryota; Metazoa; Chordata; Mammalia; Rodentia; Caviidae. Bases 226 to 2025 code for a protein of 599 amino acids. The record is from RefSeq and is a predicted model, not a curated record.
UGUUCUUCCUGCAGGCCGGGAGCGACAUCGACAUUUGGUGACCCGCACGGGGACUGAUCAACCCCGAGACACGGCGGUGGUGUGCAACGCUCCAGCGUGGUGCUGCCGGACAGGAACCGGGACGAGAACCAUUGUGGGUCCCAGAAAGACUGACGCGUGCGACAAGCCCUUCGACUGAAGACUAAUCCUGUCCUGCCGGAGACCAGCAGCAGGCCUGACAGCCAGAUGAACCCGAAAAAGGCUGCUUUUUUCGUUGGGGGCGUUGUCCUAGCACUCCUCAGGAUAAGUAUGGUACAUGCGGGGCUGGGGGGCCCCGCUUCUGGAAUAGAUCUUCGCACGAGCCUUCUUGGCAGUCCGUGCGAUUGCGGAGGUGGCACGGUAAGCAGUAUACCACCUAGCGCCAAAAAAGGACCAGGGACCGAUUGUGGGGAUAAAACAGCAUUCUCAGUUGUGUACCCCUCCACUGCAGGAGGAUUUAGUCAACCAUCCUAUCAGUGCAUACUUAAGCCUAAGGUGAGUCCCUCAGGGCCUGGUGAUCUCGCCACAUGUCCCUGCACUAAGUUUGAGGAAUCCAUGCAUGUUACAUGCUAUGCAGAGACAAAACAAUGCAAACUUAAGAGUACAACCUAUUGGAUGGCAACGCUAACUACAACUAAAAGCCCUGUUGCCCCUAACCAUAUUCCCGCUGCUGUAGGCAGUUCUCCAUUCAUGCAGUCGGGUUGUAAUGGAGAGGUUGGAGAAACGGUCUGUUGGUCUAUGACCGCUCCCGUUCACAUCUCUGACGGUGGAGGGGUCCAAGACCAGUACCGGCAGGAACAGGUCAUCGAGCGAUGGGAACAAUUAAAUCCGUUCCCUGAAGUCAAUUACCAUCCACUCCUACGCCCAAAAUCCCGAGGCAUUAACCUUGACCCCGCUACUGAAUCCAUAUUAGAGGCUACCCACAAAGCACUCAAUCUUACUGACCCAGGGCUGGCCUCCGAUUGUUGGCUGUGUAUGAUGAUGGGAGAAUCAUGGCCGCUGGCCAUGCCGUUUAGAGACUAUGAAAGUGAACCUUACAAUUAUAGCACACCCUAUAAUUGCUCACAUGGGCCUCCAUUUCGGGUCCAGUUUAUGGGACAGUUUAAUGCAUCCUGUUUCCAAAAGUACCCACAAAAUAAUAGUUAUGAUAUUGUUGUUGGAGCGCUGGCAGUCGCCUCGUGUGAGUCCAUAACCAAUGUAAGUAGUAGCUCGCCGCUAUGUGCCCCCUUUGGCAAAGUAUUUGCUUGCGGCAAUGGUCAUGCUUAUACCUACCUGCCCAGUAAUUGGACCGGCCUAUGUGGCCUAGCUUACUUGUUGCCUGACAUUGGUAUUGUCCCUGGGGACCAACCCAUGCCCAUCCCAGCUGUGGACACCUUUAUAAAAAGACAUAAGAGAGAUGUACUGAUUUUACCUCUCUUGGCUGGUCUGGGGAUAACUGGAGCCCUGGCCGCCGGGACUGCGGGCCUAGGAGUUUCAUUAACCAAAUAUACUCAGUUAUCCAAGCAAUUGAUAGAAGACAUGUCUAUAGUUGAGAGAACCCUUCAGGAGAUACAAGAUCAAAUUGAUUCCCUUGCAGAGGUUGUUCUGCAGAAUAGAAGGGGCCUAGAUCUACUCACUGUAGAGAGGGGAGGUAUCUGUAUUGCCUUACAGGAAAGAUGCUGCUUUUAUGCCAACAAGUCCGGAAUUGUUCGAGACCGAUUAAAGAAACUGCAAGAAGACCUAGAAAAGAGAAGAAAAGAACUACAAGACAACCCCUUUUGGGGAGCCUGGAAUGGCUUGCUCCCCUAUAUUUUACCAUUGUUAGGUCCCCUGUGCUCCUUGCUUCUGCUCUUACUUAUAGGACCAUGCUUGCUCCGAUGGGUCACAUCAUUUAUUAAUGGGCGCCUUGCGGCGGCCCGGCGUCAAGUACGCCUGGUUGCCCAUGCGGCCCUGGCAGCAGCCCGUGAUGGGCACAAUGACCCCCAGGCCUACGCAUGGCUCACUCGACUGGCCUACGACCGGGUCUAGGUGUGGCGGGUCUUC